AUGAGGGGCCAGGCUGCCGCCCCGGGCCCCAUCUGGAUCCUUGCUCCACUCCUGUUGCUACUAUUGCUACUGGGGCGCCGGGCGCGUGCUGCCUCUGGUGCAGACAUAGGGCCUGGGGCAGAGCAGUGCACCACGUUAGUGCAAGGCAAGUUCUUCGGCUACUUCUCAGCAGCUGCUGUGUUCCCAGCCAACGCCUCACGCUGCUCUUGGACCCUUCGCAAUCCGGACCCUCGUCGUUACACACUCUACAUGAAGGUGGCCAAGGCACCCGCACCUUGCAGCAGCCCAGGCCGUGUCCGUACCUAUCAGUUCGAUUCCUUCUUGGAGUCCACACGCACCUAUCUGGGUGUGGAGAGCUUUGACGAAGUUCUGCAGCUCUGCGAUCCCUCGGCACCCCUGGCCUUCCUGCAGGCCAGCAAGCAGUUUCUACAGAUGCAGCGCCAACAGCCACCCCAAGAUGGUGACCUUGGUCCCCGGAGCACGUUCCCAAACUCUGGUGACGACUUCUCUGUGGAGUACCUGGUCGUGGGCAAUCGCAACCCCAGCCAUGCUGCCUGUCAAAUGCUGUGCCGCUGGCUGGAUGCCUGUCUAGCUGGCAGCCGCAGCUCACACCCCUGUGGCAUCAUGCAAACUCCCUGUGCCUGCCUGGGUGGAGAUGCUGGAGACCCUGCUUCCAGCCCCUUGGUCCCCCGUGGGGAUGUCUGCUUGAGGGAUGGAGUAGCUGGUGGCCCUGAGAACUGCCUCACCAGCCUGACCCAGGACCGGGGCAGGCAUGGCUCAGCAGGUGGCUGGAAACUGUGGUCCUUGUGGGGUGAAUGUACGCGGGACUGCGGGGGAGGUCUGCAAACUCGAACCCGCACCUGCUUACCCACCCCUGGCGUGGAGGGCGGAGGAUGUGAGGGCGUUCUGGAAGAAGGACGCCUGUGCAACCGCAAGGCCUGUGGCCCCACUGGACGCACCAGCUCACGGAGCCAGUCCCUGCGGUCCACGGAUGCCCGGCGGCGUGAGGAGCUGGGGGAUGAACUGCAGCAGUUUGGGUUCCCAUCACCCCAGACUGGUGACCCAGCAGCCGAGGAGUGGUCCCCAUGGAGCGUGUGCUCCAGCACCUGUGGCGAGGGCUGGCAGACCCGCACCCGCUUCUGCGUGUCAUCCUCAUACAGUACUCAGUGCAGUGGUCCUCUGAGGGAGCAGCGGCUCUGUAACAACUCUGCUGUGUGUCCAGUGCAUGGGGCCUGGGAUGAGUGGUCACCCUGGAGCCUCUGCUCCAGUACCUGUGGCCGUGGCUUCCGUGACCGCACACGCACCUGCAGGCCCCCACAGUUUGGAGGCAACCCAUGUGAGGGUCCUGAGAAGCAAACAAAGUUCUGCAACAUUGCCUUGUGCCCUGCUUCCUGUUCCCUUCUUCCCCCGGGCCGGGCAGUGGAUGGAAACUGGAAUGAAUGGUCCAGCUGGAGCACCUGCUCUGCCAGUUGCUCCCAAGGCCGCCAGCAAAGGACUCGAGAGUGCAAUGGUCCUUCCUAUGGAGGCGCUGAGUGCCAGGGCCACUGGGUGGAAACUCGAGACUGCUUCCUGCAGCAGUGCCCAGUGGAUGGCAAGUGGCAGGCCUGGGCAUCCCUGGGCAGCUGCAGUGUCACAUGUGGGGGUGGCAGCCAGCGACGGGAGCGUGUCUGCUCUGGGCCUUUCUUCGGGGGAGCAGCCUGCCAAGGCCCCCAGGAUGAGUACCGACAGUGUGGUGCCCAACGAUGUCCUGAGCCCCAUGAAAUUUGUGAUGAGGACAACUUUGGAGCCACGGUCUGGAAGGAGACCCCAGCUGGAGAGGUGGCUGCUGUCCGGUGUCCCCGCAAUGCCACAGGCCUCAUCCUGCGCCGCUGUGAGCUGGACGAGGAAGGCAUCGCCUACUGGGAGCCCCCCACUUACAUCCGCUGUGUCUCCAUCGACUACCGGAACAUCCAAAUGAUGACCCGAGAGCACCUGGCCAAGGCUCAGCGUGGGCUGCCAGGGGAGGGGGUCUCGGAGGUCAUCCAGACACUGCUGGAGAUCUCACAGGAUGGCACCAGCUACAGCGGCGACCUGCUCUCCACCAUCGAUGUCCUAAGGAACAUGACAGAGAUCUUCCGCAGGGCCUACUACAGCCCUACACCUGGGGAUGUACAGAACUUUGUCCAGAUCAUCAGCAACCUGUUGGCGGAGGAGAACCGGGACAAGUGGGAGGAGGCACAGCUGAUGGGGCCCAAUGCCAAGGAGCUCUUUCGGCUGGUGGAGGACUUUGUGGAUGUCAUCGGCUUCCGCAUGAAGGAUUUGAGGGAUGCUUACCAGGUGACCGACAAUCUGGUGCUCAGCAUCCACAAACUUCCGGCCAGUGGGGCCACUGACAUCAGCUUCCCUAUGAAGGGCUGGCGUGCCACAGGAGACUGGGCCAAGGUGCCAGAGGACAGGGUCACCGUGUCCAAAAGUGUGUUUUCCACAGGGCUGGCAGAGGCUGACGACUCAUCUGUGUUCGUGGUUGGUACUGUGCUCUAUCGAAACUUGGGUAGCUUCCUGGCCCUGCAAAGGAACACAACUGUCCUCAACUCUAAGGUCAUCUCUGUGACUGUGAAGCCCCCGCCUCGGUCCCUGCUCACACCCUUGGAGAUCGAGUUUGCCCACAUGUACAAUGGCACCACCAACCAGACUUGCAUCCUGUGGGAUGAGACAGAUGGAGACAUGGCGGUAGUCAUAGAAGUGGUGUUGGCAGGUGGGGCUGGCCAUGGGGGUGAUGGUUGCUACAUGGCGGUGGCCACAGAGGGGGUGGCCACAGAGCAGCAUGGCAGUGACCGUGGCAGCAGCAUUAGUGAUUCAGCAGUGGCUGUGGAUGUGGGGAAAGGUGCUAUUGACCCAGCUCCGUCUCUAUUCCCAGACCUGUUGCUAGGACAUGGGGGCAGCCUGGGACUGGAGAGUCUGGCCCUGGUGAUACUCAGCUGGGUAAGGCGGCAGCCAUUCCUCCCUUGCCCCUGGAAGGCUAAGCUAAUUGAUACCACAGCAGAGGUCCUGGACAGCAUUGGCUCUCAGGCUGGCGGAUUCCCAGGUGGUGACCAGCAGCUGUCAGCCUGGCGCCCUGUGGACCCAGCUUGGGCUUCUGGGAAACUGCCAGGCUGCCAGAACAGCUCCCCCCUCUUCCUCAGGGUGCUGUCCCCUGAAGCCUUCCCAGCAACCAACAGGCAGAACAUGGAUAAGGCAACAGUACCAUCCGUGACGCUCAUCGUGGGCUGCGGCGUGUCCUCCCUCACCCUGCUCAUGCUGGUCAUCAUCUAUGUGUCUGUAUGGAGGUACAUUCGCUCAGAGCGGUCCGUCAUCCUCAUCAACUUCUGCCUGUCCAUCAUCUCUUCUAAUGCUCUCAUCCUCAUCGGGCAGACCCAGACUCGCAACAAGGUUGUGUGCACACUGGUGGCUGCCUUCCUGCACUUCUUCUUCCUGUCCUCCUUCUGCUGGGUGCUCACUGAGGCCUGGCAGUCCUACAUGGCUGUGACUGGCCGCCUACGGAGCCGGCUCGUCCGCAAGCGCUUUCUCUGCCUGGGCUGGGGGCUCCCUGCACUGGUGGUGGCCAUUUCUGUGGGAUUUACCAAGGCCAAGGGGUACAGCACCAUGAACUACUGCUGGCUCUCCCUGGAGGGGGGACUUCUGUAUGCCUUCGUGGGACCAGCUGCUGCAGUUGUGCUGGUGAACAUGGUGAUCGGGAUCCUGGUGUUCAACAAGCUCGUGUCCAAGGACGGCAUCACGGACAAGAAGCUGAAGGAGCGGGCAGGGGCCUCCCUGUGGAGCUCCUGCGUGGUGCUGCCGUUGCUGGCUCUGACCUGGAUGUCUGCUGUGCUUGCUGUCACCGACCGCCGCUCCGCCCUCUUCCAGAUCCUCUUCGCUGUCUUUGACUCACUGGAGGGCUUCGUUAUCGUGAUGGUGCACUGCAUUCUGCGCAGAGAGGUCCAGGAUGCUGUGAAGUGUCGUGUGGUAGACCGCCAAGAAGAAGGCAAUGGGGACUCAGGGGGCUCCUUCCAGAAUGGCCACGCCCAGCUCAUGACGGACUUUGAGAAGGAUGUGGAUCUGGCCUGUAGAUCAGGUGAGCACCUGACAGUGCUGAACAAAGACAUCACAGCCUGUCGCACAGCUACCAUCACAGGCACCUUCAAGCGACCAUCACUGCCUGAAGAGGAAAAGCUCAAGCUGGCCAAGGGCCCACCUCCCACCUUCAACAGUCUGCCAGCUAAUGUGUCCAAGCUGCACCUGCACGGUUCGCCCCGCUACCCCGGUGGGCCACUGCCCGACUUCCCCAACCACUCUCUCACCCUCAAAAAGGACAAGGCUCCCAAGUCCUCCUUUAUUGGAGAUGGGGACAUCUUCAAGAAACUGGACUCAGAGCUGAGCCGGGCCCAGGAGAAGGCUCUGGACACGAGCUAUGUGAUCCUGCCCCCAGCCACAGCCACACUGCGGCCCAAACCCAAGGAGGAGCCCAAGCACAGCAUCAACAUUGACCAGAUGCCCCAGACGCGCCUCAUCCACCUGAGCGUGGCGCUCGAUGCCAGCUUCCCCACCCGUAACCCACCUGCCCGUGAGCCCCCAGGUGGUGGGCCCCCUGAGGCUCCCCCUGCCCAGCCCCCACCCCCUCCACCCCAGCAGCCCCUACCCCCACCACCCACCCUGGAGCCUGCACCCCCAAGCCUGGGGGACACAGGGGAGCCUGCAGCCCACCCAGGACCCAGUCCAGGUGCUGGGACCAAGAAUGAGAACGUGGCCACCCUUUCAGUGAGCUCCCUGGAGCGGCGGAAAUCACGGUAUGCAGAACUGGACUUUGAGAAGAUCAUGCACACGCGGAAACGACACCAGGACAUGUUCCAGGACCUGAACCGGAAGCUGCAGCAUGCUGCUGAGAAGGAGAAGGAAGUGCCAGGCGUAGACAGCAAGCCAGAGAAACAGCAGACUCCCAACAAGAGGGCAUGGGAGAGCCUCCGCAAGCCCCAUGGGACUCCCGCCUGGGUGAAAAAGGAGCUGGAGCCACUGCCCCCUUCUCCACUGGAGCUUCGGAGUGUGGAGUGGGAGAAGGCAGGUGCCACCAUCCCACUGGUUGGCCAGGACAUCAUUGAUCUCCAGACCGAGGUCUGA
Messenger RNA from Cricetulus griseus (Chinese hamster), 5130 nucleotides. The record is from RefSeq and is a predicted model, not a curated record. Lineage: Eukaryota; Metazoa; Chordata; Mammalia; Rodentia; Cricetidae.